AUGUUUCACUAAGGAUGCAGUUUUAACAUCUUGCGAACUGAGAGGUAGGUACUUCCAACUUUACUAUCCAGUUAUCUUAAUAUAAUCUUUUUAGUUUAAACCAGAGAUGUGUGGGACAUUGAUUUUUCAUGCCCCGCGGGACCGGCUCCGUAAAAUGCACAAACCAGUCACGCCCGAACCCCGUGGAUAUUCUUUAUGAGAGCCCUCGCUUCGCCUGUGCCCCGGCAAAUCUAUGCCCGCUUCGCCCGUACCCAUCACAGUCAGCUUCUUGGACCGACCCGCCCGACUCGCCAUUUUUGCGACGGGCUCCGCCCUGCCCCCGUGUAACCCGAAGAAUUUUUUUAUUUAUCAAAUAUUUUAUUUUUAAUAAUAUAUUCCUUUUAUAAAUAAACAAUUUUUACAAAAAAGAAACUUAAGUAGAGUCUAUGUGUGGGUCUUCAAAUAAAUUGCAGUCGAUCGAAUAAGUAUAAUAUCAUUAACUGUAGAUUGAUUGUAACUGGUUCAUGUGAACAAUUAAGUGAAUGGAUACCAAAUCAUUGUAUACCAUUAAAUCGUAUUGAUCGAACAGAAGAUGGGGAAACAUUUAAAGAAGCACAAGAAUUAUUAUUCAAUUCAAUUGAUACGAAUAAUCUUACUAAUAAUGAACAAUUAGAAGAAUAUCCAGCCAUAUUUGGUUAUUAUAAAAAUAUAUGUCGUACUGAUAUUGGAUGGUUAAUAGGUCAAUCAGAAAUACAAUUACGUUUUCAUUCAAAUUCUUUACAAAUAUGGUCAACAAAAUUACGUAAUAAAACAUUAUCAUUAAAAGUUUCUCCAAUUGAUUUAACAUAUCAACAAGAAAAUGAAGAAAUAACAUUAGAUUCAUUAAAUCAAAUAUAUACACGAACAUCAAAAGUAUUUAUUCAAUCAGCUAUAUUACAUUUAUCAGGUUGUGAAACAAAUAUUCAAAAUGAUUAUGGUGCAAUACUUGAAAAAGAUGAUUAUAUUAUUGUUAAAAUUCAAACAUUUGAACCUGAAAAUGUUGUUUAUCAUAUUGAUUUUUAUCUUGUUGAUGAACCAAUAUCAUUAACACAUCAUAUAGGAUUUGCAUAUGUUUUACCCAUACAUUCUAAUUAUGAAUUAACUGAUAAUAAACAUCUUAAUCGAACUGUACCGAUUAUUGGACUCAAACAUAAUCCAAUAGGACAAAUUAAAAUAGAUAUUUUAUUAAUUACACCAUUAAAAGGUAUUCAACAAAAAUUUCUCGUUACACUAUCAAAAUAUUGGCGUGAAGGUCGAAGACCAGUGAAUGUUGGUCAUAGAGGUUUAGGUAAAAUAAAUGUUGAACAUAGUUCAUCGAAAUAUCAAUCAACUGAUUUAAAUCGUCAUCGUUCAAAUGAUCUUUCAACGAAUGUAUCAAAUAAUUCUUCCUCAAAUUCAUCUAUAUCAUCAAUAACACGACCAGUUCAAACAAAAUUUGUUAGUGAAAAUACAUUAAUUUCAUUUCGAGAUGCAUUUCAACUUGGAUUUGAUUUUGUUGAAUUUGAUGUACAAUUAUCAAAAGAUAAAAUACCUGUUGUUUAUCAUGAUUUUCAAGUUGCUAUAACACUUAAACGUAAAUUUCAACAAGGUGAAUUAUUUGUUGUACCAGUUAAAGAUUUAACAUUACCACAAUUACAAUCAUUAAAAAUUUAUCAUGCUAGUAAAACAGAUGUUAGUAAAAUUGAAGAUGAAUUUGAUGAUGAUGAUGAACAAAUUAAUCAAGAAAAAUUUCGUUCUUUAUUUCCAACAUUACAAGAAUUAUUAGAACAACUUGAUCCUCAUCUUGGUUUUAAUGUUGAAAUAAAAUAUGCUAUGCAAUAUAGACAUGGUGGUUGUGAACAAAAUUAUUUUUUUGAAAGAAAUGAAUAUAUCGAUUGUAUUCUUCGUUGUCUUAUUACUUAUGCUGGUAAACGUGUUAUUGUUUUAUCAACAUUUGAUCCUGAUUGUGCAUCAAUGCUUCGUCGUAAACAAACAUUAUUUCCUGUAUUAUUUUUAACACAAGGUGAUAAAGGUGAUUGGCCACAAUUUUUAGAUGUACGAACAUGGUCAAUUAAUAUUGGUUUAUGUUUUAUUAUUGCUGAACAUUUAUCAGGUUUAGCUGCACCAGCAUUAGAUAUUCUUUCGGAUAAAGAUUUUGUAAAACAUGUGAAAAAUAAUGGAAAAUUAUUAUUUAUUUGGGGUGAUGAAGCAAAUAAUAAAGAUGUAUCGAAAUGUUUGAUUGAUUUAAAAGUUGAUGGUCUUAUAUUUGAUCAUAUAGCAGAACUUAAAGAUGAACAUUCAACAACAGAAAAUGUUUUUAUUGCUGAAGAACGUGAAGAGUUAGAAGUUCUUAAUGAUUUUCGUCAAAAACAACUUGAAUUAAAACAUCGUCAAUUAUUACAAGAACUUGAAAAUUUACAAUCAGCACGUGAAACAAACGAUUUAUCAAAAUUAACAACGAAUCAACAAUCUGAAUCACUUGGAAAUAUUGAUAACGUAUCAGAACAUAUUUCAAUAGAUUCAGAUUUUAAACAUGUUAUCUUUUUAACUCGACCAUAUAUUACUAUAGAAAAAUAUUUUGUUCUUGCAUUUCAAUCAUAUUUACCAACACAAUUUGAUGAAAAAUCAUGGUAUAUUCUAUUUGGUUUUAUGACAUUUUGUGCAUUAAUUAUUGCUUUUAUACUAAGUCGAUAUAUAACAAUAAAAGAUGCUGAUGAUGAUCCUGUUUAUCAACGAGCAAAAUUUUAUUCAAUGCAAAGAAAAUAUGGAAAAAUAAACUGA
Messenger RNA from Rotaria sp. Silwood1, 2778 nucleotides. NCBI's taxonomy places the organism in Eukaryota, Metazoa, Rotifera, Eurotatoria, Philodinida, Philodinidae. The record is from the annotation of a GenBank genome assembly.